Orycteropus afer afer is the source of this 1773-nucleotide messenger RNA. It is a transcript of the gene PUS10, whose product is annotated as pseudouridine synthase 10. Lineage: Eukaryota; Metazoa; Chordata; Mammalia; Tubulidentata; Orycteropodidae. Gene Ontology annotation, molecular function: RNA binding; pseudouridine synthase activity. Gene Ontology annotation, biological process: tRNA pseudouridine synthesis. The record is from RefSeq and is a predicted model, not a curated record.
AUUAUUCAAUAUGUUUCCACUGACUGAGGAAAACAAAUGUGUAGCCUGGUUGUUGCUCAAUGCUGGCAGCUGUCCAAGAUGUAUCUUCAGAUUCUGUGGUGUAGAUUUUCAUGCGCCUUACAAACUUCCAUACAAGGAAUUGCUCAAUGAACUACAGAAAUUCCUGGAAACUGAAAAAGAUACAUUAAUUUUAGAAGUUCCAAACCCACCACUCAAGAAAAUUCGACUACAAGAAUUGGAAGAUGGGAUUGAUAAUCUGAGUCAAAAUGGAGAGGGAAGGAUUUCCGUUAUUGAAGAUGGAAGCAUUGCUUCCAAGAACUCAAAUUUAAAUGUAUGCAAUAUAUGCCUAGGAAUUCUUCAAGAAUUCUGUGAAAAAGAGUUCAUUAAAAAGGUGUGCCAGAAAGUUGAGGCCUCUGGGUUUGAAUUUACCAGCUUGGUACUUUCAGUCUCCUUCCCACCACAGCUAUCUGUAAGAGAGCAUGCCGCAUGGUUGCUGGUAAAACAGGAAAUGGGAAAGCAGAGUCUGUCUUUGGGAAGAAACGAUAUAGUUCAGCUAAAAGAAGCCUACAAAUGGAUAACUCACCCCCUGUUUUCGGAGGAACUGGGUGUUCCCAUUGAUGGAAAGAGCUUGUUUGAAGUGAGUGUGGUCUUUGCUCACCCAGAAACAGUUGAGGAUUGCCACUUCCUAGGUGAAAUAUGCCCAGAUUGCUUCAAGCCAGCUAGAAACAAACAGUCAGUAUUCACUAGAAUGGCAGUUAUGAAAGCUUUGAAUAAAAUAAAAGAAGAGGAUUUCCGCAAGCAGUUUCCUUGUCCUCCAAACUCACCAAAGGCUGUAUGCACUGUUCUUGAAAUUGAAUGUGCUCAUGGUGCUGUUUUUGUGGCUGGGAGAUAUAAUAAAUACUCCAGGAAUCUACCACAAACUCCUUGGAUAAUUGAUGGAGAAAGGAAGCUGGAGUCUUCAGUGGAAGAAUUAAUUUCAGAUCAUCUGUUGACAGUAUUUAAAGCAGAGAGUUUUAAUUUUUCAUCCUCUGGAAGAGAAGAUGUUGAUGUGAGAACAUUAGGAAAUGGAAGGCCCUUUGCAAUUGAGCUGGUGAAUCCUCAUAGAGUACAUUUCACUUCACAAGAAAUUAAGGAACUUCAGCAGAAAAUUAAUAACUCAUCUGACAAAAUCCAGGUUCGGGACUUGCAGCUUGUCACAAGAGAGGCAAUAGGACAUAUGAAAGAAGGUGAAGAAGAAAAGACCAAGACCUAUAGUGCCUUAAUAUGGACAAAUAAAGCAAUACAGAAGAAAGACAUUGAAUUUCUAAAUGACAUAAAGGACUUAAAGAUUGACCAGAAAACACCUCUCCGGGUCCUUCACCGGAGGCCCUUGGCUGUGCGAACUCGGAUCGUUCACACCAUGGACACACAGUAUGUGGACGAGCAUCAUUUUCGUCUCUGUCUGAAGACUCAAGCUGGGACCUACAUUAAAGAGUUUGUACACGGAGACUUUGGGAGAACCAAGCCGAACAUCGGCUCCCUGAUGAACGUGACCGCAGACAUUCUUGAACUGGAUGUUGAGUCUGUAGAUGUGGACUGGCCCCCUGCCCUCGAGGACUGACUUUCAAAUUUGAAGACAAAGAAUAGAGCUUUCCUGGCAUGAUGUGGACAUCCAUUCAGCACCCGAUGUAAAAUGGCUAUUUACUUACCAUAACGGUGUCUUGGAAACCAUUUGGAUCAUGUUGAUCUAUGUGUGAUUUUAAAUUAGUUGAUAACAUCUCAGGAUCUAUGUAU